Molecule: messenger RNA, 3566 nt
Organism: Cynoglossus semilaevis (tongue sole)
Lineage: Eukaryota; Metazoa; Chordata; Actinopteri; Pleuronectiformes; Cynoglossidae
Gene: gmnc
Product: geminin coiled-coil domain containing
Exons: 4
Coding region: 993-2237 (414 amino acids)
Biological process (GO): negative regulation of DNA replication; negative regulation of cell cycle
Cellular component (GO): nucleus
Source: RefSeq, a predicted model, not a curated record
CUUAAUCUGUCACCGCAUACACACACACACUUACGCGUGUAUGAGCUGGAGUUUUUUCUUCUCCCCAGUCUCCACCUGGGUCCUCUAAGCUCUCACAUCUUCUCCCAGGAUUUAUUUCUGGUUUCAGUUCCAGUUGUCCUUGUUUUUCCGUUUAAACUUAAUCUUUUUAAUCAUUUCACGGCUCGUGGCUCUUGGCUCGUGGAGACUCCGCGGCGCGCUUUACGCACAACCUGACGCAUCACGUGCCGCGCACAGACGUGGAUUUCCUGAGGAUUUGACUGCAGUGAGUUUACACCUGUUACACCUCACACAGACCACUGAUUCCGUGCGUCGAGCUGUUUAAAAUUUCUGUUUAAAUUAUUUUUUUUCUCCGGUUAGUUUAUGAAGUGAUUAUGAAACAGAAGAGGAACCAGAAAAAUCAUUUAUUUAAACGUUUUAUUGCUAAUUAAAAUAUUAAUUAAGGGAUGGUUUGUGGGACUCUUCUUCAGGUGAACAUUGUGCUAACAGCAGUGACACUCAGUGCGUCUACCCGGUCCAUGUGGGCCACUCAUUUGGGUUAAGAGCCACUCGUAACCAAAUGUGGUUUCUACAUUGGAUGACCAUGGUCAUCUAGAUGUCACACAUCAAGCAUCAAACACACAGGGAGUCCAUCCAAGAAUAUAAUAGUAGACUUUUCACUGUCUCAAAAUAAAAAAAAAAUAAAAUAAAAAAGAGUUUUUUGUUUGUUUGCAUUUGAAAUGAGUGAUGUCUUGGUCAUCACCAUAUCAACAGCUGGCACUGCCAGAGGUAAACACACACACACACACACACACACACUCCUUUCUCCCCAUUCACUCACCAAUUCUCUGCAGGAAUCCUCCUCCUCUCCCUCCUCCUCCUCCUCUUCCUCCUCUACCAUCACCUUCCUGGUGAUAAUCUUUUUCACGUCAUCACCUCCUGCUCCAAGACUUGCACCUGACGCUGUUGACGUUGCCUAGGAAACCCUGGCCUCAAUGUGGGCCUCUGACCCCUCCGUCCUGAGUGACCUCGGAGAGAGGACUGUUCUGCCGACUACGUGGGAGGCUCAGUGUCUCCUCAAUGGACCGCCUCCUGCUGGUCACACAUGGACGGAACAGUUCUCUCCUCACGUACAGAGAAACAGACAGCUUCACGACACUCUGCUGCAGAGAGAGGAGGAGCUGGCUCGACUGCAGGAGGAGAACACCAAGCUGAGGGAGUUCCUCGGCUCCUCAUAUGUCAGGGACCUGGAGGAAAAGGCUAAAAAGCUCUCCAUUCAGAGCAGGAUGAAGAUGAAGAUGAAGAGACACCUGACACAUGACGAUGAAAGAACGCCACAGACCUCUGCUCAUUGUCUCAUGGUUUCAAAGCCAGUCAGUAAGAGAGUCUGCAGGAACCUCACUGCCCAGUUCUGCUCCGAUUCUGCAGAAGUGUCUCGGUCCUCAGAGUCAAAUCUUGAUCUUUGGGUUUUACGAACUCUGGGACUGAAGGACCGAGACACCAUUGACUCCUUGGAUGAGUGCACGUCUCCAGCGGGGAGCAGUCUCAGAAGUUUAGUUUAUGAUUCUGCAGUCAGCUCUUUCUCUUGUCCUUCCACCGAUCAGUCUUUCAGCCAAUCAUCUGCCACUUCAACCCCGUCCAGCCACUGCCAAAGCUCCACACUGCAAACUGACUAUCACUACAGUCCUGCCUCAUGCCAUGACCUGGGGUCUGCUCUGACCUACUCUUCAGGCCAGAACUUCAGCUUCACUGCCAUGACCCCGACUGACCUCUACGAAGCUCCUGAAGCUGUGAUCAGGAGCUUCAACCCAUUACCUGCCCCACAGCCCCCAGCAAACACCCCUGCGGUCUGCCCCAUCACUGCCUUCAGUGAAGGAAACAUUCAAGAAGACCAACCAUCUCACUGCUCAGUAGAUUGGUCUCCGCUGGAAUACAACCAGACAGCAUUCAGCCCUCCAGCAGGAAGAAGACUCACCUUCUCUCCAGUUUCAUCUUCCAGUCCGAUCCCCAAAAAACAAUGGAGACCCGCCCAAGUCUGCUGCCCCCUGAGUCCAUCAGUAGGAUUACAGCCAACUGCCACACCGCAGAGUCCUCGCAGUCAGACAGACUUGGCCUUCAGGAUGUCCCUCAGUCCGUCCAACAGUGUCAAGACCCACAGCUUUCCCCAGGGCCAGGCCUUUGUCUCCAAGGACAAGGAAGGACGAUGGAACUUUACUUGGCUCCCCAAGCAAAACCUGUAGACCACUGGUACUGGUACUAGUAUUUGUACUGGUACUGCUGCAGGACUCACACCUGCUGAUUUAAAAAAAAUGGAAAAAUUAAAAUGUUAACCUUCACUAAACCAUGUGACUUGUUUCUGAGUGGACAGUCAAACUGUGAACCCAGUGAAUCAGUUGACACACGUGUGUCUAAGACACAUGAACGAUUGUCAAGAUUACGUCAACAGAGAAGCUUUCAAUGUUUUUGUACAUGUUAUUUAUUUUUCUAUCUUUUUUAUCUGUUUGUAUUAACCUUCAUGUGUUACAUGUCAUCACAGAAUUGAGUAGGUGGUGACCAGGGUUCAAGGUUCAUUGACCUACUGGGACGAUGUGGGACACAUUAUUAGGUUACACAGUGGUUCCUCUAUUGGAUUAGACUAGAUUAAAAGAAAUAACAAUAAUAGAAGUGUAAGUUUUUCUGACAUGAUUCAAGUCGUAGCUGGACAGUCAUGACAAAAAAAGUCAUUUAAAAUAAAAGAAAAAUACACUUUAAUUCGAUUGGUUUGACUCUGAAAAGUCAACCCAAUCAGUAAGAGGAACAGAAUCACCUGGUCGUACCACCACUGUGUGUGAGAAAGUGUGUGUGUGAAUAAAAAAACUGCCAAAACCCAGAAAAGGUCAAAUCAGUCUAUCAUGUUACAGAGAAACACAAUAGAAUACCGUGUCGUUUUAGUCACAUGACCUUUUGGUCACAUGGCCAGUGUCAAUGUGUUCAUUGACAUUCAUGUCAUUGUGCAGCAGCUUCAAAUGUGUGGCCAACAUGUUUCUGUGUUUUUAUACUUGUUUGCUUGUUUCAUAUAAACAUUUUCACCAAUGGGAAAAAACAGUCAAGUCUCUUUUUUAAAACUGAUAAAACUCUUCAAAUGUGCGAGUCAGCAGUUUGAUUGACAGGCCACUCGGCCUGUUUCAACAUCACGCACCCUCACUCAGGUGACCCGGUGGCUUGUUCUACACCUCUCUGUGGAACCUGCAGCAUCAUCUCACAUGUGGUACCUCCUCACAAGUCAGUGUUUCAGAGGCUGUUUCACAGUCCCCUAUCUAUGAAGGAUGUUUGUUAUGGUUAAAAACUUCACCCUGGACAAUAACCCAGUAUGGACUCCAGGUCCUCCCGUCUUUAGCUCACUUACCAGUUAAACCAGUUGGAUUACACUCCUCCAGCUCUCCAGUCUUUUCUUACAGUAAGGACUCCUCCAGAUCCCUGGGGACACACCUCCUCCAACUAGACCCACCCCUGAGGGCCAACGAUGAAGGGGUUUCUGCCCUCUGAGGGUUCCCAGCACAGGGUCCCGGCCUUUCCCGGGUUCCCCUGAG